Messenger RNA from Corticium candelabrum, 1479 nucleotides. RefSeq names its product lysocardiolipin acyltransferase 1-like. Gene Ontology annotation, molecular function: acyltransferase activity. Gene Ontology annotation, cellular component: endoplasmic reticulum; endomembrane system. The transcript is spliced from 2 exons. The coding region runs from base 17 to 1243 and encodes 408 amino acids. The record is from RefSeq and is a predicted model, not a curated record. Gene Ontology annotation, biological process: phosphatidylinositol acyl-chain remodeling. Lineage: Eukaryota; Metazoa; Porifera; Homoscleromorpha; Homosclerophorida; Plakinidae.
CUAACUAGAAGAAAGCAUGGCGGGACAAGUCCACUGGCUGCAUGCUUUCUGCUUCGUGUUUCUUUGUGUUCUUACCAGUAUGUUGGGAAUUUUUGUUGUAUAUCUUCCUGCUCUACCGCUGCUAGCUGUCAGUAACAAACUAUUUGACAACUGGAAUGAAAUGAUGAUGGGAACGUGGUUUCACAUGGUUGCAGUACGGUCAAAUUGUGGUCCAAACAUGAUUAGAGCUACUUACCGUCUGUUUUGUAUCGGACGCGAUGAUCUGGUGACAGUCAGUUACCGAGUAUCUCUUGUGUCAUGUUGCAUCUGCUUAUUUCUUGUUUUAGAAUUAGUGUAUCGCAUGAAGGUGGUUGUUACAGGAGAUAGGAUACCUUGGAAUGAAGGCUGUGUGAUUGUUAUGAACCACAGGACGCAGAUGGACUGGGUGCUGUUGUGGAAUCUGCUCGCUCGCUUCGGCGACAUUAGGUGUUGCAAGAUCAUACUCAAAAACAGUCUCAAACAAAUUCCUGGAGCUGGCUGGGCAAUGCAGCAAGCCAUGUUCUUAUUUCUCUCCCGAAAAUGGGAAAGCGAUUCUCGUCACUUUAACUCCGUACUGAACUACUUUAUCGAAACUGACAAACCCGUGCAGAUUCUUCUGUUUCCGGAAGGAACCGACUUUUGUGAAGAAACAAAAGUGAGCAGUGAUAAGUUUGCCAAGCAGAGAGAUCUACCUACAUACCACUAUGUUCUACACCCUCGAACUCGUGGAUUUUUUGAGCUUGUAAAGACACUACGCUAUGGUAAUAUCAAGUCAGUUGUCGAUUUAACGGUUGGCUACCCUGUCAACAUUCCAUCGGGUUUUCGAAGUUUUGUCAUUGGUAACUUCCCAGAACAAGCUCAUUUUAAUAUCAAGAGGUAUUUGAUUGAAGACUUUCCCAAAGAUGAUGAAAGUCUGCAAGAAUGGUGCAGACAGAGAUGGAGCGAAAAAGAAGACAUUCUCCGAGUUUUCUAUGACCGGGGACAGUUUGAUCAGCCACAAGUCAAAUUUGUUCGAUCUGAGACGCAGAUGCUUAGAAAAAUGCUGUUUUGUCUGAUUCUCUGGGUAGCAAUAGUUGUGGGCAGUUUGUUUCUGCUGUAUGUGUCAUCUUGGUGGAGAUGGGUGUGUAUUCUUGGAAGUGCCAUUUAUGUGGGCUUCACGGUGUUCGGUGGUGUUGAGAAGACAAUCAUAGAUGCUCACAACAGAAGGCAUUCGUCAUCUGCUUGAAGAUGAAGUCGGCACUUGUUGUUGAGCCACCUUGUUGAACAACGUAUUUUCUUAAACAUUUUGUAUAAGUUUGACAUACCCACGCCAUCUAACACUACGAAGUAUGUAUGUUGCUUUAUUGCAUGUGUGUAAACCAUAACUGGUUAUCGAUGCAUCUUAACCUUAUUGUUAUUUGCUUGAAUGUUUGUCAUUCACUUAGUGAUUGUUGAUAAUCAUAGCCAUCAGGUGGUGUAAUG